GAGAGGAGGCACACAAAGUAAGGAUUGUACACUUAGGGACAAAGAGGGAAAAGUAGAAGACAGUCUAUCAUUGGGGGAAUAUAACAACAAAGAAAGGACCAACUAUUCUAUAACUUGUGAACUGAUAUGGAGCCAGAGAAGAAGAUGCAGACACAAGUGGAGCUCACAGACAGUGAUCUGUCUGAGCAGAUUAAAGCUGUAACCAAGGACAGCCAUGUCAGAGCAGAGAACACUGAGCUGAUGCUGGCCUACCAGAGAGGAAACGUCAGUCUGACACAGUACAAGCUUCUCCUGUGCUCCCUCUAUGAGAUCUAUCAAGCACUAGAGGAAGCUCUGGACAACAACUCCAACCACCCGAGUGUCGCGCCUAUAUACUUCCCCCUGGAACUAGCACGGCUGGAGUCAGUGGAGAGAGACCUGGAGCAUUUCUAUGGGCAGGACUGGAGAGAGAAGAUUGUUGUACCGGCUGCCACUAAAAUAUAUGCCCAUAGACUCAGACAGAUCGGCAAAGACAACCCUGAGUACCUAGUGGCCCACGCAUACACCCGCUACCUCGGCGAUCUAUCUGGCGGACAAGUCCUUGGCCGCAUUACCCAGAAGUCUCUGGGGCUGAAGGGUGGCGAGGGUCUGUCGUUCUUUUCCUUCCCGGGCGUGAGCAGCCCCAACCUGUUCAAACAGCUGUACAGGAGUAGAAUGAACAGCAUAGAGCUGGAGGAGGAGGAGAGGAAAGGAAUGUUGGAGGAGGCUGUCAGAGCCUUCGAGUUGAACAUCCAGGUCUUUGACGAUCUUCAGAAGAUGGUGUCUGUGACAGACAGGGAAAGUGAGCUCAUGCAUACGACAACCAGAAAUAGAUGCACAAGACACACGUCGACACACUCCAAACUGGCUGAUGGAGAGAAACUGACGGCUAGAUCCCUUCAGAUCCAGACCAGUCUGGUCAACGCAUCACCCCUCUUCAGAAUGGUGCUGGGGAUCUGUGUAGCCCUGGCAACGGUUGGCAUGGGAAUCUAUGCUUUCUAAAGUUGUAAAGAAGUGUUUUCAGCAAAGUAGUAUCCGUCCAUAACAGAAGAUUACCCUAGACCUAGAUGAUGUUGGGAGUAUUUUUGUACUUUAAAGACCUUAAAGAUGAUGAAGGACCCCAUAUUUUAUAAUGUUGUUGAUCCUAAAGAGUUUUAAAAUGUGUUAAAAAAACGAAAUAUUGUACAUAAGUAAGUAAUAAGUUAGUAAUAUAAAUUCUUAUAGUUCCUGUGUUGUAUGUAGCCACAUUAAACUAUGAGUUAAACUAUGA
Molecule: messenger RNA, 1288 nt
Organism: Salvelinus fontinalis (brook trout)
Lineage: Eukaryota; Metazoa; Chordata; Actinopteri; Salmoniformes; Salmonidae
Product: heme oxygenase-like
Exons: 7
Coding region: 127-1020 (297 amino acids)
Biological process (GO): heme oxidation; response to oxidative stress; heme catabolic process
Molecular function (GO): heme binding; heme oxygenase (decyclizing) activity
Source: RefSeq, a predicted model, not a curated record